GGCGUUUUUCUUGUUUCUGCAUCGUUAGGCAUUACAUUUUACAAGAUCUGAGGCCGCCUAUUACGCCCAUCACGGCUUCUGGCAGACUGUUGUGUAGCAUGACAGCGCCUUUAUUUAUUUAUUUCUCGAUUUCCUGUAUCUCGCCAAAGUACAGCGGCCCAAUGUCCUCAUCACUCGAUUGCGUGCCACGCUCAGGUGACAAACACUCUUCCUAAACUGUGUCAAAUUAAAACCACCAUAUACCGAAACCAUGGAUUUUUUGAAUCGCCUACUCGGGAGAAACACCGAUACCAAGUACAAGUACCGCGGUGCCAAACUCCCGAAAGAACCUUUGACGCCGCGCGAGAUUGAGGAGAUGCACAGGAAGCUGCAUCCUGACACGCACAUAGACAACGCGGCGGAACCAAAGCCCAUUUUUGACCCCCGCGACUGGAGUGUGCCCUAUACGCAAUCGCUAGAAGAACAAUUCUCUGCCGCCUCAGCAGACGGCUCGCUACAAGAGGCACAAUCGAAAUCAUUGCUUUUUGCCCGACUGCCGUUAGAGGUGCGGAUGCAGAUCUGGCGCCUUGUUGUGGGCAGUCACAAGGUGCACUUGACUGUGCAUCGUGGCAGACUGAGGCAAUCUGCGUUUGAGUCAGAGGGGUAUCAGUGGUUGCCUCAGAGAGGACUCUUGAGAGUCCCGCUGGUUUGUCGCGCAGCAUACAUGGAGUCUAUCUCAUACCUCUACUCCGACAACACCUUUUGCUUUGGCUUCGGCCAAGCAAGCUCAAAGUCAGCACUCACAUCUCUCGACACAAUGUUACCCAAGCAACACAUCGCCUCCAUGCAACAUAUCGAAGUCGGAUGGCACCUAUUUGGCGGUGUGAGUCAGUACUACGACAGCCACCCCCAAGCUUGGGACAUUACACUGGAUGUCCCGGCACCCGAGACUGAAGCACUGUGGAAUAAUGUCUGCGCUGAGCUCAUUGAACUGUCGCAUCUGCGGACGUUGCGGAUUGUUGUUUGGAUUUCUGGAGAUGGGAGAGCACAGUUUGUGGGGAUGGAGAGAGGCAUGCUUACGCCGCUGUUGGUGAUGGGACAUUUAGAGCGGUUUGACGUUCAUUUGCCCUGGAAGCAGGAUGAUCUCGAGUUGUGGAAUGAUGCUCCGUUUAAGGUUUCUAGGCGUUUCAGGGUCAAGGAGAUGUAUGGUGUGAGCAUUCCGUUGCCUGGUGAUGACUUUUACUGGUCGGGUUCAGCUGCUCAACAUAGGAUAUAUAGGUAAGGAGUUUGGUAUGAUUUGGCGGAAAAGACCUUGUUUGUUAUAUAUGAGAUGGUCAUGCAGGAUGCCCAAUCCGAAGACGAUGGCCUGCCAUGGCACCUGGGUAGAUAGUGUUAGAUUGGUCAAGGAAUUUGUGAAUUCAAUCAAUUUUACCCCCGCCAGCUCAUUUAUUUCCAGAGUCAUGAACAGAGAGCUCAU
This is a messenger RNA of Fusarium odoratissimum NRRL 54006, 1456 nucleotides long. RefSeq lists its product as uncharacterized. Bases 251 to 1261 code for a protein of 336 amino acids. The transcript is spliced from 2 exons. The record is from RefSeq and is a predicted model, not a curated record. NCBI's taxonomy places the organism in Eukaryota, Fungi, Ascomycota, Sordariomycetes, Hypocreales, Nectriaceae.